Molecule: messenger RNA, 1425 nt
Organism: Alnus glutinosa
Lineage: Eukaryota; Viridiplantae; Streptophyta; Magnoliopsida; Fagales; Betulaceae
Exons: 9
Coding region: 186-1094 (302 amino acids)
Biological process (GO): protein folding in endoplasmic reticulum
Cellular component (GO): EMC complex
Molecular function (GO): protein binding
Source: RefSeq, a predicted model, not a curated record
UUGUGAGCGCUACUUGGAACCCAAAACCAAAAGUGCCCUUCUAGUCAAAUCUCAUAUAACAGAUCGAUCCAAAGCCCAUAGCACAGACUUCGCGAACAAAACACACAGAGAGACAGAAAGAGCUUUGCUUUCCGUGUUAGACAAAUUGGUUUCUUCUCUGCGGCUGUCCCUGUGGAUUGGUGACGAUGGUGACCAAGACAGAGGAGACCCAGUUGAGCAAUCUGGAGAGCCAGGUGGACAAUGGAGGAGGAGGGGCUUGGGAGUACCUCUGCCUCGUCAGGAAGCUCAAGGUCCGGCGCUCUGAGAAGGUUCUGAAGCACGGGUUAUCGAUUCUCAACAACCCCAAAAAGCGAUCCAGCCUCGGCUCGGAUGAAUGGACUUUGUAUGACCAAGUGGCAAUUGCAGCCAUGGACUGCCAAUGUCUUGAUGUUGCAAAGGAUUGCUUAAAGGUUCUACAUAAGAAAUUUCCAGAGAGUAAAAGGGUUGGCAGGCUGGAGGCAUUGUUGUUUGAAGCAAAGGGAUCCUGGGAAGAGGCAGAGAAAGCUUACUCAAGCCUCUUGGAAGAUAAUCCAUUAGAUCAAACAAUACAUAAGAGGAGGGUAGCGAUGGCGAAAGCACAAGGAAAUAUGACUGGGGCCAUUGAAUGGCUCAACAAAUAUCUUGAAAUAUUUAUGGCUGAUCACGAUGCCUGGAGAGAACUGGCUGAAAUAUAUGUCUCCUUGCAAAUGUACAAGCAAGCGGCAUUUUGCUAUGAGGAGUUAAUAUUGUCUCAACCAAUGGUUCCCCAGUACCACUUAGCCUAUGCUGAUGUGCUUUAUACACUUGGUGGACUAGAAAACGUUCAGACUGCAAAAAAAUACUAUGCCUCCACCAUAGACUUGACUGGAGGCAAAAAUACCAGAGCACUUUUUGGUAUCUGCCUGUGUUCUGCUGCCAUAGGACAGCUUACUAAGGGGCGGAACAAGGACGACAAGGAAAGCCCGGAGCUACAAUCUCUGGUAGCAACAGCAUUGGAGAGAGACUACAAGCAGAGAGCACCUGGGAAGCUGUCUCUGCUUACCACUGCCCUAAAAAGCUUGAAAGUUUCAUUGUAACUCCUCCAAUUAUUGAGAUUCUCAUAACUGUUGCCCAUCCCUCCAAAAGUAUAAGGGUGCAUCAACAAUUCGCUGCCCAAAUAGCUUAGUUGCUAAUAUUUUGGACUUCAUUAUAUGAAAAAUGAACUCUUUUGUAUUUGUUUGUGCUUUUUCCCCAAGCUUUUGAUAUGUCAGUCAGUGUGAUGUAUUUUUUAGGAUGCCCCUGUGGUGAAGUAGGAAUCUUACUAGGUGACUUUUCCCUUUGCAUAAGUUUGAGAUUUCUGUUUUUUGAUGUAAGAUUUACAAGAACGCACCAAAUUUUUUUAAAGCUACAUGUGAAGAUUUUGUGUGA